UCUUUUAUUCUGUGGGCUGAGCCCCAACUACGCACGCCACCUGUUUGUUGUUUUUACUCUAUGAAGUCUGCCACUGGAAAAGUGCUUCCUUUUUCCAGAGAUAUUAUCAAAAUACGUUCUUUUCAUCAACGGAUGUUGCAUGAUUUGUUCAAUUUCGAAGAAACUACUGUAUUUUAAGAAAUUCGCACCUCAAGCCUGAAAAGAACUUAUUUUUUUGGGGUAUUUCUGGAUCAGAUAAUUCUAUAUGAUAUGUCGGUCUGAUUUGUCUGCUAACAUGCAUAUUGAUGCCAAUUAAAAUACACAAUUUUCUUGCCCGAGUUAACAUAAUUAAAAAUAAUAAUAAUAAUAAAGAAAAUUUUUGCAUUGUCUGUUGAUUGAAUUGAUGUAUAAUAUCACCAGGAAAUCAAGAAGUACAGACAAUAAAGAUUCGUGCGAGAUUAUUGUAGAAAAAGAUUCCUUUGUUAUGCCUUUGGUCUAUGGUAGUGAAAGAGAGUGUCAUUAUUGAAUGAGGGAGAAAGCAGAACAAUGAGGGAAACAGAUGAGAAUGUUAAUCCAAUAAGUAAUACCGAUGCAAUAAUGCAUGAAAGAUGCCAUUCAACGCCUACAAAUAGAAAAUUAACACGGCGCUGUUCUUGCUUAUUUAAUUGUUUAUUAGACGGCUCUGAAAAUAAUGAAGAUUUCAUUGUUCUUGAGUGGGAACGCUUUGGAAGUUUGAUGGGCAGGGGAGGAGAAUCAUUGCCCUGCAUUUAAAUCUUAAAUAAAAGAAAAAGUAAACGGUGGCAACUGCUAGAGAGAGAGAUAGAGAUAGAGCUAGAGUUAGAGAGAGAAGUAGUCAACGGUUUCAUUCAUUCGCAGAAGGAGAGCUAGAGAGAAAAAGAAAUGGGGAAACCGCAACCUGCCCAUUCCUAUCCUGCUCAUCGCCAUCCUCUGCAUCUAAGUCAUUUGCUGCUUCUCUCCAUCCUCCUCUGCAACCCUGUCUUAGAUGGGAUUCUUGUUCCUGUUCCCUACUGCUUUCCUUUCCUGUGCUCUGCUCGUCUCGGGCAUCACCUAUUCGGAGUUCGUGCAUCCAAACUUCACUGCUUCGAACCUACAGUACGCUGAGAACUCCGGCUCGUUCCUAACCUCCCGGAAUGGGACGUUUAAGGCUGCAAUCUUCAAUCCUGGGGCCCAACAGACCAACUUCUACUUGUGUGUCAUCCAUGUGGCAUCCAACACGAUAAUAUGGUCCGCUAAUAGGGAUGAUCCCAUCUCGAACUCUGGUGAGAUGUAUCUCACGUCGGAAGGGAUCACCAUUUCUGAUGAAAGCGGCAAUCCGAAAUGGUCCACCCCAGCGAUUCCAUCGCCUGCGUACGCGAUGAUGCUGAGUGAGAUGGGUAAUCUCGUCUUGCUUGAUCGGUCCAAUAAUUCUUUAUGGGAGAGUUUCCAACAUCCCACGGACACAAUUGUGAUGGGCCAGCUUUUCCCUGUCAAGGCGUCUUUCUCUAGUGCGGUAUCACCUACAGACUUGUCCACGGGUGAUUACAGCCUCACACUUAGCUCCUCGGAUUUGCACUUACAGUGGAGGGGGCUGUUGUACUGGAAGUUGUCGAUGGACACGAAAGCCUAUAUCAACUCGAACUCUAUGGUCGAAUACAUGGCCAUAAACAGGACAGGCCUAUAUUUGCUUGGAGGCAAUGGAACAGUCAUAAUUCAGGUGGCCCUGUCACUCUCGGAUUUCUGGAUUGCCACAUUAGAAUCCUCAGGACGGUUCAUAGUCAAGAGUUUCUCUGCUGACGACUGGAUGGAUGACUUUGUGGGCCCUUCUGACAGUUGCCGAAUCCCGUUUCUCUGUGGAACAGUUGGGUCAUGCAGAGAUGGCUCUGCAUCCAACACCUGCUCGUGUCCCUCCAAUUUUCAUUCUGUUUCACCAAACAGGACCGGAUGUGUACCAACUGAUGGCUCUUAUUCUUUAUAUCCGACUUGUAAUUCAACCGACCACAGCACUCAUUUGAUCCCAUCGGUUUUGUCGUACUUGACGAUUGGGUAUGGGUACGACUACUUUGGCAGCCAAUUCUCAGGUCCUGUGAGGAGCAGGGUGAACCUGACAGCCUGUCAAGAUCUUUGCUCAGGGGACUGUUCUUGCUUGGGAUUCUUGUACGAGAAUUCUUCCGGUGAUUGUUACUGGAUCAAGAGUUACUUAGGAUCACUCAUAUCGGAUAUUCAGAGAGGGGAAGAUCUUUUGGGUUACAUCAAAGUCCUUGUUGGAUCUUCUCCUGCAAAGCCUGGUGUUAAAAAUGACCAAAGUACAAAAUUUCCUCUGAGUGCUCUUGUGCUGCUACCUUCCAGUGCUUUCAUUCUCUUAAUCGUGCUGGGUUCUCUCUGGUGGAGGAGACAGAGAAUCUCCAGGGACAGGGACAUGAAAGCAGGUCAGUAUAACCUACCUUCGCCAGAAGAGCCAGAUGCCUUCCAAAUCCCAGGCUUACCAAAGAGGUUCGAUUACAAAGAGCUAGAGGUUGCUACUGAUCAUUUCAGGACCCUUAUAGGUUCUGGCGGGUUUGGUGCUGUUUACAAGGGUACACUGCCUGACAAGGCAGUUGUGGCGGUGAAGAAGAUAACAAAUUUAGGGAUCCAAGGAAAGAAGGAAUUCUGCACUGAGAUUGCCAUUAUUGGAAAUAUCCAUCACAUCAACUUGGUCAAAUUGCGGGGUUUCUGUGCCCGGGGAUCUACGCGCUUAUUGGUCUUUGAGUAUAUGAAUCGUGGGUCGCUGGACCGUAUCCUCUUUGGCAAUGGACCUGUUCUGGAGUGGCAGGAGAGGUUCAACAUUGCCCUUGGAACAGCACGAGGGCUCGCAUACUUGCACAGUGGCUGUGAGCAGAAGAUCAUCCAUUGUGAUAUAAAGCCAGAAAACAUCCUCUUGCACGAUCAUUUCCAAGUUAAGAUCUCAGAUUUCGGGCUAUCCAAGCUUCUUGGUCCUGAACAGUCGAGCCUCUUCACAACCAUGAGAGGGACCCGCGGCUACCUCGCACCCGAGUGGCUAACCAACUCUGCCAUCUCAGAAAAGACGGACGUCUACAGCUUUGGGAUGGUACUGCUUGAGAUUGUAAGUGGUAGAAAAAACUGCUUGUUGCGAACCCAGAGCCAUAGCUUGGAGGAGGAUAGUAGCGGGACCCGCUCCUCGUCAUCUUCAGGGUCGGGGCUGCUGUACUUCCCUUUGUUUGCACUGGAGAUGCAUGAACAAGGCAAGUAUGCGGAGCUUGCUGACCCAAGGCUAGAGAAUCGGGUGAAAAGACAGGACGUUGAGAAACUAGUCCGUGUGGCACUUUGCUGUGUCCAUGAGGAACCGUCUCUAAGACCAAACAUGGCUAUUGUGGUUGGCAUGCUGGAAGGAAAGAUCCCCUUGGGCCACCCGAGAAUGGAAUCUUUGAAUUUUUUGCGCUUUUACGGGCGUCGAUUCACCGAAGCCUCUGUGAUAGCAGAACAGGAAAACGAGGAAAAUGUUCUCUUGUACUCCCAAGCAAAUGCUUGUCCAACAAGCACCACUUCAAGUUCACGUAAAUCUAUGUCUUAUAUCUCUUCCCAGCAGGUCUCGGGUCCCAGAUAGUAAAGAUUGACUGAGAACUUUUGUUCCUCGCCCUGAGAUGGUAUAAAUUCUUUGGAUAAAAUAAGUGUACGUAAAAAAGGGGAUCUAGUCGGUGCCUUUAAGGCAUUGGUUUUCUUGGGAGGAUUUUAGUUACUUGAAUGGAAUUCAAGAUGGUUACAUAGCUGUAAUUAGUGUUGGGAAAUUUAGAGGCUUGAUUUUGAAA
Messenger RNA from Punica granatum (pomegranate), 3782 nucleotides. Lineage: Eukaryota; Viridiplantae; Streptophyta; Magnoliopsida; Myrtales; Lythraceae. The record is from RefSeq and is a predicted model, not a curated record.